UAAUUAUGUCCACCAACCGCAUUCCACUUCCCUUUAAACCCCAAGCUCCGCUCCCUCAGUUCCCUGCCUCUCUCUCUCCCCUCCUCUCUGUAUCAUUUCCCUCCCGCCUCCCUGCACCGCCACCAACCACCGUCCUCCGCCGUUGCCACCGCCACCCCGAACCACCCAAAAAAAACCUCAUGGAUCCCGUUCCAGAAUGGGGAAACACCCCACUUAGCACCGUAGACCCCGAGAUCCACGACCUAAUUGAGAAAGAAAAACGCCGACAAUGCAGCGGCAUCGAGCUAAUUGCCUCGGAAAACUUCACCUCCUUCGCCGUAAUUGAGGCCCUCGGCAGCGCUCUCACGAACAAGUACUCAGAGGGCAUGCCCGGAAACCGCUACUACGGAGGGAAUGAGUACAUUGACGAGAUCGAGAACUUAACUCGAUCUCGGGCACUGCAGGCGUAUAGGCUUGACCCUACCAAGUGGGGGGUCAAUGUGCAGCCGUAUUCCGGCUCACCUGCGAAUUUUGCAGCAUAUACGGCGGUGCUCCAGCCCCAUGACAGGAUCAUGGGUUUGGAUUUGCCCUCUGGUGGGCAUUUGACACACGGGUAUUAUACCUCGGGUGGGAAGAAAAUCAGCGCCACCUCGAUUUAUUUCGAGAGUUUGCCCUAUAAGGUGGAUCCCAACACGGGUUAUAUUGAUUAUGUUAGGUUGGAAGAGAAGGCGUUGGAUUUUAGGCCCAAGUUGAUUAUUUGUGGUGGGAGUGCUUAUCCUAGGGAUUGGGAUUACAAGAAGUUGAGAGAGAUUGCGGAUAAAGUUGGUGCCCUUUUGCUCUGUGACAUGGCUCAUAUUAGUGGCCUUGUUGCUGCUCAGGAAGCAGCAAAUCCUUUCGAGUACUGUGAUUUGGUAACAACUACUACCCACAAGAGCUUAAGGGGCCCUAGAGCUGGAAUGAUCUUCUACAGGAAGGGUCCUAAACCACCCAAGAAAGGUCAGCCUGAGGAUGCAGUUUAUGAUUUUGAAGAUAAAAUCAACUUUGCUGUUUUUCCUUCACUCCAGGGCGGUCCUCACAACCACCAGAUUGGUGCUCUGGCUGUGGCUUUGAAACAAGCAAUGUCUCCUGGGUUCAAGGCUUAUGCUAAGCAAGUCAAGGCCAAUGCUGUGGCCCUUGGAAAUUACCUAAUGAGCAAGGGAUACAAGCUUGUAACUGGUGGAACUGAGAAUCACCUUGUCUUGUGGGAUCUUCGCCCUCUUGGUUUGACAGGUAACAAGGUGGAGAAACUUUGUGACUUGUGCAACAUUACUGUCAACAAGAAUGCUGUAUUUGGUGACAGCAGCGCUUUGGCCCCUGGAGGGGUUCGCAUUGGUACUCCCGCCAUGACAUCAAGGGGUUUGGUUGAGAAGGACUUUGAGCAAAUUGCUGAGUUUCUCCACAGGGCUGUGGCUCUCUGCCUGAAGAUCCAGAAAGAGCGUGGAAAGCUUUUGAAGGACUUUAACAAGGGGUUGGUUAACAACAAGGACAUUGAGGAACUUAAGGCUGAUGUCGAGAAAUUUUCUACCUCCUUUGACAUGCCUGGCUUCAAGGUGUCUGAAAUGAAAUAUAAGGAUUAAGUAUCGUGCAUCAACUCUUUUUUUUUUUUCUUUCUAAUGUUUGAUCUAUUAAUUUUCCCCCCCUUCAAUUUCAUCAAGUGCUUAGGAAAAAUAAUGUAAUUUUUACCACUGCUGCACUACUUCUGGUUUUAGAGUAGUAGUCACACUUGCUUUACACAGAGUUGUAGUUGCAUCAGGUGUAUUAUGAGCUUUGGAAUGAAAAUGUUGGAAAAGUAAGAGCUAUCUUUGCCUCAGGUCCAUUGCUCAAGAAAGAACUGAUGUUCUUUGAUCACUUGAUAUUUGCAAUUGUCUAGUGUAUGUUUGUCAUACCAACUCAACAGUUGGAUGAGAUAGUCUGUGUUAGUGCGUAGUGUUGUUGAUGCUCAUUGUAAUUUUAUGAUUGGCAAAGUUGUCAGGAAGAGAACCUUGUCAAGUUUUGGACU
This is a messenger RNA of Coffea arabica (coffee), 2017 nucleotides long. Its product is annotated as serine hydroxymethyltransferase 4. The record is from RefSeq and is a predicted model, not a curated record. NCBI's taxonomy places the organism in Eukaryota, Viridiplantae, Streptophyta, Magnoliopsida, Gentianales, Rubiaceae. Gene Ontology annotation, cellular component: mitochondrion; cytoplasm. Gene Ontology annotation, biological process: tetrahydrofolate interconversion. Gene Ontology annotation, molecular function: pyridoxal phosphate binding; glycine hydroxymethyltransferase activity.